This is a messenger RNA of Dracunculus medinensis (Guinea worm), 774 nucleotides long. NCBI's taxonomy places the organism in Eukaryota, Metazoa, Nematoda, Chromadorea, Rhabditida, Dracunculidae. The record is from the annotation of a GenBank genome assembly.
AUGUGGUCAGAAAAAAUCGUUAUUUCGGAUAUUGACGGUACGAUUACUAGGAGCGAUGUUUUGGGACAUGUAAUUCCUGCAAUAGGUGGACAAUGGGCACACGCUGGUGUAGCCGAACUAUACACACGUAUAAAAGACAAUGGGUAUAACAUGGUUUAUUUGUCAUCUCGUGCUAUUGGGCAGAGUCAUUAUACAAAAAAAUACUUACAAAGUAUUGCUCAAGAUUCCAAAGUACUCCCAGAUGGACCAUUACUUCUUUCACCGACUUCAAUUUUGGUGGCAUUUAGGAGGGAAGUAAUAGAUCGAAAGCCUGAAGAAUUCAAGAUUGCAGCGCUAACUGAUUUAAAAAAAUGUUUUCCGCUGAAAGAACCGUUUUAUGCUGGAUUUGGUAAUCGAGAAACAGAUGUCGUUUCAUAUCGUGCAGUUGGUGUUCCUCCAGAAAAAAUCUUGAUAAUCGACAAGUAUGGUCGCGUUCGGCGUGCGGAUAAAAUAGGAUUUGAAGCUUCUUAUAUGUCAAUUGCAGCAGAUUCCGUAGACUACAUGUUUCCUCCACUUUCUCCAAAAACUUCACCAGCUUCCUCAAAAAAUAUAGCCAUGAGCCAAAAAUUUAUUCAUCUCAAAUCAAUGUCAUUUACAAAACCAGAGAAAUUCAGCAACUUUACUUUUUGGCGAGUACAAACUGGUGGAUUUAUACAGCUGGAUGAUAAGGACUUAACGGAGUAUGAGAAUAAACGGAAAAAUUUGGGAGAAAAACGAAAGAAAUCGAAAAAGUAG